Equus caballus (horse) is the source of this 2306-nucleotide messenger RNA. NCBI's taxonomy places the organism in Eukaryota, Metazoa, Chordata, Mammalia, Perissodactyla, Equidae. The record is from RefSeq and is a predicted model, not a curated record.
UCGUAUCCACGAUGGCCUCCUGUGCCAAGCACUGCGCCCAGAACAUUAAAGAGUCUCAAUAACUGCUUCAUCAUCAUCAUCAUCAUCAUGUUUUUAAAAAUAGCAAUCACCAUUUACUCAGCACUUAGGUUAUGUGCCUUGUCUAAGCUCAAAAGUUCUCAACACCAAUCUGUGGGGGAGCUAGGAAUGAAGCUGAACAGCCCAAGCCACACACACAAAUGCUCUGUCAUUCAGCUUUCAGAGUUCCCUUCUCCCUUUUUUAAAUGGACAAGAUAUCAAUUACAAAUGAAAACUUCCUGAAUUAUUUCCUUAUUCCACCUCUCUCCUUCUAGACUGUCAACUCCUUGAAGGCAGGCAGCUCCCAUGAUUCACGCUUAUCUAUAGAUCCUGCUCUACAUUUAACACCAUACCUUGCACACAAUCAAGACCCAGUAAAUACCUGCUGACUUAGGAAGGCAAAGAACAAAUUAUAACAGGUAGAAACUGAAGCAAAAACAGGAAACACAGAAAGCAGAAAUAUUGGUCAGCUAACCGACUAGCUUAUUUCCUCUUUUUUAUUUUCUCUUGUCAGUUCUUUAAUCGUUCUAGAGGCCAAGGCCUUGGGGCAGCCACUCUGCACAGCCCCUUGUGAUCCAAGCUCAGGGAUCUGCUCCAGGUUGGUUCACCCUUGGUCAAGGGGAAAUUAGAUGGGAGCAACCAGGCCAGACGAGGCAGGUUGGGCAGAGGGAGGUCUGUGAGCCUGGCCUCGCCCUACAUCAGGUCACUGUGCACUGAGUGAGCCCUGCUCCUCUGGUAAGCCCAACCUGCCCUCUUCCCAUUGCCCCUCCCCCACCCCAUAGGCGGGAACCCCAGACACCCUGCCCUCCCUGGACAGCAGGGGGCGCCUCAGGCACCAGCUCCUCCCCCUGGGUCCUGCGGCUACACUUCCGGUCCGGUCCCUUUAGCCCCUGGCUGGAUGCCUUCAGUCCCUGGCCCUGGAUAAAAACCAAAGCAGAGGAGAGGGGUGAAGCAGAGGAAUCCAACUAGGAGGAGAAGCUGGUCCUGCCCCCUUUCUCGGGCUGCUCCCCAGCUGGCCUCUCUCCGGGAGCCUGAGUCCAGGAAACAGGAAGUGCUUAUUCUGAGGACAAGAGACAUGGGCCCUGCUGGCUGUGUCUUCCUGCUAUCGCUUCUGCUGGGGGUCUCAGGCACAGAGGAGGAGGAACCAGAGAAUCUCUUUAAGUCAAUCUGUGGGCGGCCUGCAGUCUCAACUGGCAUUGCCUCAGGCAUGGAGGCCAACGUGGGGCAGUGGCCCUGGCAGGUCAGCAUCCGCCACGGCUUGCUUCACGUCUGUGCGGCCACCCUCAUCUCACAGCGGUGGGUGUUGACGGUAGCGAGCUGCUUACGGUCUAAGGACACCAGAAAAUAUGGUGUAUUGGUGGGGUCGCUUCAGGUCGUUGGUCGCCCAGACUCCAAAACGACGAUAAUACCUGUGUCCAGGAUUAUUCCCCACCCUGAGUUCCAGGAAAACAUAUCGAGCGCCAUCGCUGUGGCGGAACUGGCCUACCCAGUUUCCUUUAGCCCUGUAAUCCUGCCCAUCUGCCUCCCCUCAUCUGGAGUUCAGCUGAAGAACUCAACCUCCUGCUGGGUGAUUGGAUGGAGCUAUUCUGGAAUAUACCAAUAUAGGAAACCAUCUUAUACACUCAAGGAACUGAAAGUGCCCCUCACUGAUCUCCAGACAUGCAGUGACUACUACCAGAAAGAAACCUUGUUGCACAGAGUCAAGCCCAACAUCAGUGAAGCCAGGAUCUGCUCCAAACUCCCAGAGGAGCAGAUGGAUCAGUGUAUAGGCAGUAGAGGAGAUCCCCUGAUGUGUCACGUGGAGGAUUUCUGGGUCCUGGCAGGAGUGGUGAGCUGGGGAUUAAACUGCAUCCGAAUCAAUGAGCCUCGAGUUUAUACAAACAUCAGUUUCUACAAAUCUUGGAUUGAGAAGUCAGCCAUCUCGCAUACUGACUUUUCUUCUACCCCUUGUCUGGAAGUCUCUGGGCUCCCCCUUGUUAUGCUUCUGCCUCUCAUUUUCCUGGGCCUACCCUAACCGGCUGAGGUCAGUAUGGCCAGGGUAAAGUGGCAAUUGAGAAUGAGGGUGAUAGGGGAAAUUCUAGAAGUUGAAGAUUUUGAAGAGAGAUUUUGAAGAUUAAGCACAACAGAUGCAGUCCUGUUCCCUCUAGACACAGCCCCUAUAAACCUAAUCUGCUUGUUGCCUUUCUUCCCCCAGGUCAACUCAGAAAGCAAGAUCCUCAGUGUUAAUAAAGUUUGGUUGUUUCUAACUA